GUAGCAUCUCUAUUCUUUUUCCUUCCCAUCCCACCUACCGCGGUAUCAUUCCUUGCUUCUUUUGCCUUUUUUCCCUCUCUCUCCCAUUUUCCUUGGUUUCUUCGCGCUCUCUGGGCGUGUGGCUCUUUUAACCUCCGACAGAUCUGCUAAAUCUACAACAAAACAAUGGAUUUCUUCUCCAGAGAUAUAAAUGAGGAUUCCAUUAUUAGAUGUCCAUUCCUGAGGAACAUCAAUGAGCCUACUAACUUCUCAUUCUCUUCAUCAUUGGCUUUUCCAAUGCCUGUUCGGGGGACUAAAGGUCCAAUUUUUGAAGAUGGUCCCAAUUUUGAUCUGGCAUUUAGGCUUUUCCACGGUAGUGAUGGUGUGGUUCCCUUAUCUGAAAGUUCUUUUCAGCUUUCAGAGAAAGGACAGCCCAAGCCUCCUACAUCCCAGUUCAAUCCCUUAGCAGCAAAGGCAGCAACUAUCAGUCUAUCAUCUUUUGGAUUGGGAUGGCCUUUUAGUUUUGAUUCAUUUUCUGAGAAGUGGAACAAUCAGAAAAGAAAAUCCAAAUCUUCAAAAAAAGAACCUUCUUCACGGGAUAGCUCAAAGCAUGAGGCAAUGAGCGAUGAGUGGCUGCAAACGGGUAACUGCCCUAUUGCAAAGUCAUACCGAGCUGUUAGCAAUGUCCUUCCACUUGUUGCAAAGGUUCUUCAGCCCCCUGCUGGCAUGAAAUUCAAGUGCCCACCCGCAGUAGUUGCAGCCCGGGCAGCUCUGGCACGGACUGCACUUGCAAAGAACCUUCGGCCUCAGUCACUACCCACAAAAGUUCUCGUGAUUGGGAUGUUGGGAAUGGCAGCUAAUGUUCCCCUGGGAAUUUGGAGAGAACACACCAAGAAAUUUUCACCAUCAUGGUUUGCUGCUGUCCAUGCAGCUGUUCCAUUCAUAGCGAUGCUAAGGAAGUCCAUUCUGAUGCCUAAAUCAGCCAUGGCUUUUACCAUUGCUGCAUCAGUUUUAGGUCAAGUAAUUGGAUCUCGGGCCGAGCGGUACAGGCUAAAGGCUUUGACUGCAAAAAAAUUGGCUCUAACAGAAACUUCUGAUAUUUCUGCGGGCACAGAAGCCACUGAUAUCUCUAUGAGUACAGAAACCUCCGUCGGCUCAGCUCAGUUACAAGUGAUUAAACCGAAAGAGAGACAUUGCAGUGAUACUGCGAACUGGAAUGCAGCUACUCUUCAGCUGGCCGGACCUUCAUCAACAGAUGUGUUUUGCUGAUGAUUAGUUUGCUAUCUGUGCAAUCGCUUCUGUUUGCAGAGUGUGUUUUGAAUUAUUAUCUUUGUAUUGAUCCAUUUUCACCUUGUUUGCCUCUAGGUAAAUGAGAAAAUAAAAACAUACGUUUUCCCAUUGAGGCUGUAUCCUUUCCUUCUAUUAUUAAAUACUCUAUUUCAAAAACGCUUCAAUUGUUCAACAGAAAUAAAUUAGUGCCAUAUAAAGAUUGCAAUGUUUGGCUUAA
Neltuma alba is the source of this 1486-nucleotide messenger RNA. RefSeq lists its product as uncharacterized. NCBI's taxonomy places the organism in Eukaryota, Viridiplantae, Streptophyta, Magnoliopsida, Fabales, Fabaceae. Bases 166 to 1248 code for a protein of 360 amino acids. The transcript is spliced from 4 exons. Gene Ontology annotation, cellular component: chloroplast. The record is from RefSeq and is a predicted model, not a curated record.